Sitophilus oryzae (rice weevil) is the source of this 552-nucleotide messenger RNA. It is a transcript of the gene EMRE, whose product is annotated as essential MCU regulator, mitochondrial. Gene Ontology annotation, biological process: calcium import into the mitochondrion; mitochondrial calcium ion homeostasis. The record is from RefSeq and is a predicted model, not a curated record. Bases 133 to 399 code for a protein of 88 amino acids. Gene Ontology annotation, cellular component: uniplex complex; mitochondrial inner membrane. NCBI's taxonomy places the organism in Eukaryota, Metazoa, Arthropoda, Insecta, Coleoptera, Curculionidae. The transcript is spliced from 2 exons.
AUCUGUUUAUAUUUGUCCGGACAGCUGAUUUGUCACCUCAAAAAUAACCUACAAAUAUUUGGCCCUCGAUUUGGCAUAAGAAUUUUUUUUUCGUAAAGUGUAUCUUUCGGAGGAUAUUACGAGUUAAAUAAAAUGUCUUUAUCUCUGUUAUCUAUCAGAUCUAGACAGUCACGUUUAUUAAAAAUUUCGAAAAAUAUUAUAACACAAAAUAGACUAGCCAGUGCAACCAAACGUGGGGUUAUUUUACCACCACCUGAAAGAACUUCUUUUGGACUUUUUAAGGUAGCUCUAACUGUUAUGGUUGGACUAUUUAUUGGUGCAGGUAUUAGUAAAAAUAUAGCAAACUUCUUAGAAGAAAACGACUUAUUUGUACCUGAAGAUGACGACGAUGAUGAUUAGAAACGUUUAGGAUAUGUUGUAGUGGUUAUUUUAAUUUGUUGCCAAAAGAUUUAAGAAAAUAGGUCAUUAAUUAAUUUAUUUAUGGAUGAAAAAUAUUGUUUAUUUACUCUGAAGUGUAUAUAGGUAUCCCAGAUGCUUUUUUUAAAUAAAAAC